AUGGGGCCGCGCCUCCUGCAUCACUACCGCUCCCGCUCCGCCUCCUCCUUCGCGCGCUCCCCGGACACCUCCGCCUCCGCCGGCGACGCACACAGCCUCGGCCCCGCGGCCGCCGACGUCCUCGACUCACCCUUCGGCCACGUCGAUGGCCUCUCCCGACCCGACGUCCGCGAGGCCGCCUACGAGGUGUUCUUCAUGUCAUGCCGCGCCGGAGGCACCAACGCCAAGGGCGCCGGCAACGGCAAUGGCGCGCUCAGCCACCACCCCGCGCCGUGGGACAGCGGCGGAGGAGGAGGCGGGGACGAGUCGCCGAGGAUCGGCGCAGGGCCCAGGGGCGGUACUGGCAUGAACGUCGUCAACAGCCGGGUCAAGCGCGCGCUCGGGCUCAAGGCGCGCAGGUCGUCGCAGCCCUCCACCGCCCUUCGCAGCGGCAUGAACGCGUCGUCCUCCUCGUCUGCACCGGGCUCCCCUGGCCGCGCGGUGCGCGCCAUGAUGAACCAGCCGUCGACGGGUACCGGCUCGCCCAGGGCGCGCCGGCCGAUGACCUCCGCUGAGAUCAUGCGUCAGCAGAUGCGCGUCUCGGAGCAGAGCGACGCACGCCUUCGCAAGACGCUCAUGCGCACCCUCGUCGGACAGGUGGGAAGAAGAGCGGAGACGAUCAUCCUUCCCCUGGAACUGCUGCGGCAGCUGAAGCUGCCCGACUUCGCCGACAGCGGCGAGCACCACCAGUGGCAGCUCCGCCAGCUCAAGCUCCUCGAGGCCGGCCUCAUCCUGCACAGCUCCAUCCCGAUCGACCAACGCCACAGCGCCUCCGUGCUCCGCUUCCGCGAGGUCAUGCAGGCCGCCGAGGCCCGCGCCAUCGACACCGGCAAGGCGUCGGACGCCAUGCGCGCGCUCUGCGACGCCGUGCUCGCGCUCGCCUGGCGCUCCGCGCCUGCCGGCGAGGCCUGCCACUGGGCCGACGGGUACCCUCUCAACGUGCUCCUCUACGUCUCCCUCCUCCAGGCCGUCUUCGACCUCCGGGACGAGACCGUCGUGCUCGACGAGGUGGACGAGCUGCUCGAGCUCAUGAAGCGGACAUGGACGACGCUCGGCAUCAACAAGAUGAUCCACAACGUGUGCUUCGCGUGGGUCCUCUUCCAGCAGUACGUGGCCACCGGCCAGGUCGACCAGGACCUCGCCGGCGCGGCGCUCGCGAUACUCACGGAGGUGGCGGCCGACGCCAAGCAGGAGAAACCCCGUGACGCCGUGUACGCGCGGGUGCUCUCCAGCGCUCUCGCCGCGAUACGUGACUGGCCCGAGAAGUGCCUGCUCGAUUACCAUGAGAUGUACGGGAACGGCAUCGGCGGCACCGGCACGGCCGCUAUGGAGAGCGCUCUGUCCCUGGCGCUCGCCGCCGGCAAGAUCAUCGCCGAGAGUGUGCCUGGCAUGGGCAUCAGCGCGGACCACGAAAGCGGCGGCGUAGGGAGCUUCGCCGGCGACCGCGUCGACUACUACGUUCGCUGCUCCAUGAGAAGCGCAUUCACCAAGGUCCUGGAGAACGGGCUCGGGCAAGAGGACAGCAUGACCACCGACCACCCCGAUGACCCCAGCGAAAUCCUGACGCGGCUCGCCAAGGACACGGAGGAGCUGGCGCUGUCGGAGCGCGAGAGCUUCAGCCAGGCAUUGAGGCGGUGGCAUCCGUUCCCGGCCGCCGUGGCCGCGACGACCCUGCACAGCUGCUUCGGCGUCGUGCUGAAGCAGUACGUUGCCAAGGCCGUCUGCCUAACCGAUGAACUCGUGCGCGUGCUGCACGCCGCGGGCAGGCUUGAGAAAGCCCUGGUGCAAAUGGUGAUGGAGGACGUUGCCGAUAGCGACGACGGCGGCAAGUCGGUGGUGCGGGAGGUGGUGCCGUACGACGUGGAGUCCGUCGUGGUGGGCUUCCUCAGGACGUGGAUCGAGGAGAGGCUCAGGGUCGCCAAGGAGUGCGUCAUCAGAGCCAAAGACACCGAGAGCUGGACCGCCAGGUCGAAGAAUGAACCGUACGCGCAGACCGCGGUGGAGCUGAUGAAGCUGGCCAAGGCCACCAUGGACGAGUUCUUCGCGAUCCCGGUGAGCGCCAGAGAUGACAUGGUUCAAGACCUCGCCGACGGCCUCGACGCCGUCUUCCAGGAGUACAUCUCAUUCCUCGCGUCCUGCGGUAACAAGCACAGCUACCUCCCGCCGCUGCCGGCGCUGACGAGGUGCAAUCAGGACUCAACGAUCAAGCGUCUCUGGAAGAGGGCGGCGGUGACGCCUUGCCGGGCGCCAUUGACGGGCGCGCGCGGCACCGUGUACAACUGCGGCCAGAGCGCGUCCGCAGCCGGCGGGCACAACCCGCGGCCGUCCACCAGCCGCGGCACGCAGCGCCUCUACGUCCGGCUCAACACGCUCCACUACGUGCUCAGCCACAUCCAGGCGCUCGACAAGUCGCUCUCCUUCUUCUCCGGGGGCGGUGGCGGGGCGUGCGCCUCACCCUCACCAUCGGCCACCGCCCGCCUCCUCGCGGCGCCGUCCUGCCACUUCGACCACGCGCGCGCCGCGGCGCAGUCGGCCAUCACCCACGUCGCCGAGGUUGCCGCGUACCGCCUCAUCUUCUUCGACUCGCACCAGUCCUUCUACGACGGGCUCUACGCGGGCGGCGUCGCAGACGCGCGCAUCCGCCCGGCGCUCCGCACGCUGAAGCAGAACCUGUCGCUGCUCCUCUCCGUCCUCGUCGACCGCGCGCAGCCGGUGGCCGUGCGGGAGGUGAUGAAGGCCUCGUUCCAGGCCUUCCUGACGGUCCUGCUCGCCGGCGGCAACCACCGGAGCUUCACGAAGGAGGACCACGGCAUGGUCGAGGAGGACCUCCGGAGCCUGAAGCGAGCCUUCUGCACGCGCGGCGAGGGCCUGGUGACGGAGGACGUGGUGGAGAGCGAGGCGGAGGUGGCUGAGGGCAUCGUAGCGCUCAUGGGACAGACCGCGGAGCGGCUUGUGGAGGAGCUGAGCAUCGCGUCGUCGUGCGGGUCGCCCCGCAUGGGCAACGGCGCCGCCGGGCAGAGGAUGCCGAUGCCGACGACGACCAGGCGGUGGAGCCGGACGGACCCUGACACCAUCCUCAGGGUGCUCUGCCACCGCGACGAGGAGGUCGCCAGCCACUUCUUGAAGCGCGCGUUUCAGCUACCCAAGAGGCAUCGGUGACCGUAGGCUUUGGCGCCAUUGCAUCCAGAGCUCUAAAUAUGUAAAUUAAUCA
Messenger RNA from Lolium rigidum, 3250 nucleotides. RefSeq names its product protein unc-13 homolog. The transcript is spliced from 3 exons. Lineage: Eukaryota; Viridiplantae; Streptophyta; Magnoliopsida; Poales; Poaceae. The coding region runs from base 1 to 3198 and encodes 1065 amino acids. The record is from RefSeq and is a predicted model, not a curated record.